Annulohypoxylon maeteangense is the source of this 822-nucleotide messenger RNA. RefSeq names its product NAD(P)-binding protein. The transcript is spliced from 5 exons. Gene Ontology annotation, molecular function: oxidoreductase activity, acting on the CH-OH group of donors, NAD or NADP as acceptor. The record is from RefSeq and is a predicted model, not a curated record. NCBI's taxonomy places the organism in Eukaryota, Fungi, Ascomycota, Sordariomycetes, Xylariales, Hypoxylaceae. Bases 1 to 822 code for a protein of 273 amino acids.
AUGCCUUCAUAUGUAGUGACAGGAGCCUCCCGAGGACUCGGGUUCGAAUUCAUCCGCCAGCUAUCCGCAGAUCCAGCAGCCAUUGUUAUUGGACUUGCCCGUGACAAGGCAGCCACUGAGAAGAAGGUUGCAGCCGAGAUCGGGCGUUCCAAUAUUCAUAUCUUCCAUGGAGAUCUCGUAGACUAUGAAUCACUAAAGAAAGCGGCCGAAGAUACGUCUAAGAUUACAGGCGGGAGACUUGACUACUUGAUCGCCAAUGGCGCCCUUGUCGGUUCUAUGUCAGCUUAUAGAAGUUUGAGCGACCUGGGUGACGAUCAUAAAGCCCUAGAGGACGAUCUACUUGCCGCCUACAAAGCCAAUGUCAUCGGCAACAUCAAUUUGAUCAAUGUCUUCUUACCCCUUAUCCGCAAGGGCGACGUUAAGAAGGUCGUCUUGAUCACAUCGGGACAUGCCGACUUGGAAUUGGUCCGAGACAUCAAGUUAUAUAUGGCCGGCCCGUACGCUAUGAGCAAAGCAGCCAUGAAUCUUGCGAUUGCCAAGUACCACAGCGAGCUAGGCUCAGAAGGGAUCUUGUUCAUGAGCAUUUCGCCUGGAGCAGUGCAGACGUCUGGAUAUACUGAUCCAACUGGGUUGUCAGGGAAAGACAAAGCUGGUCUUGACGCAAUGGUUAGCGGAUUCGCAAAAUACGCGCCGCAUUGGAAGGGUGCUAUCAUGCCAGACGAGUCCGUCAAGCUCAUCUUUGAGGUCAUCAAUAAGUCGAGUGUUGAAGGUGGGGAUGGAGGUUCCUUCGUGUCGCACUAUGGCAAUAAGCAAUGGCUAUGA